This is a messenger RNA of Schizosaccharomyces cryophilus OY26, 1579 nucleotides long. Its product is annotated as ING family Png1. NCBI's taxonomy places the organism in Eukaryota, Fungi, Ascomycota, Schizosaccharomycetes, Schizosaccharomycetales, Schizosaccharomycetaceae. Gene Ontology annotation, biological process: regulation of DNA-templated transcription. Gene Ontology annotation, cellular component: nucleus; Rpd3L-Expanded complex; Rpd3L complex. The record is from RefSeq and is a predicted model, not a curated record. Bases 639 to 1466 code for a protein of 275 amino acids. The transcript has a single exon.
UCUGUUUACUGAACGUUUCACGAAUAUUCUCAAAAAGAAAGAUUCAGCUGGAAAACGCUUUUGAAUGUACGAAAACAGAAAGGAAAAAGACUCUAUAGAGAUAUAAUACUUAUAUUCAUACACGUUUCUUCUGCGAAGGGUUUUCGUCGUUGCUUUUUGUUUAUUCUUUUGCGUUGUGUAGUGCAGAAGAGUGGCCAAACUAACCACCAGAAAAAUCGUCAAAAGAAACGAAAAAGUUUAUAAGACGAGCUUGAGGCCUGUUAUUCUUUCUGUAUAUUAGUAAAUUUCUGUUUUCCUUUAUUAAUCCAUCUUGUACUUGUAUUGAGGUGUUUUGAAGGGCAGUUACUUUGCUUACCUUAAAAAAGAGUCGCCUCCCUUGAAGUCUGCCCAGAAAAGAGACCGCUAAAACAAGCUCUCUUGUCUUCUACCAACAAUAGCAAAAUCUUUUUUACGAAAAUCUUUGCUCUUGCAAAUUGAUUGAUAUUUUCCUGUCUCUGGUUUGCUUUUCGUUUGUGAGCGUUGGGAUUCUUAAAGAUUCAAUUUCUAUGGUGGAAAAAAAUAUUUAUUCAUCUAUAUUGGAAAUUUUUUUUUUAGCUGGCAGAGACUCGACUCAUUAUACAUAAAAAGGAAAAGUAACGAUGGCUGACGAGGCUGUUUACGUUUUAACAGAUUAUUUGCAGUCCUUGGAUAAUCUUCCAGAUGAGACCAAGCACAUCUUUGAUGAAAUAGGUGUUAAGGAAAUGGCGCUUCAUGAUCUGGGCAAACAAAUCCAAACGGCGGACCAACAGAUUCAAUCUCAUGUCAAAUCUCAAGGUUCCCAUAUUCCUCAUCCCAAAGAAGAGUCUCUUUACACUGCUAUAAGAGAAAACUAUGAAAAGGCCAUCCGUAUUCAAAAUGAAAAAGUCCAACUUGCAGAGCGCGCACGAGCAGUAUUAAUGAGACAUAUAAAACGAUUGGACGACAAGCUUGUUAAGUUAGGUCCUGGAUUUACCCCAAUGGAAUUAUUAAGUCAAGCAAAUGACUUAUCUCUUUCUUCUGGUUCCAUGUAUUCCCCUGCUGGCGUUUCGAGUGCUCGUCAAACACCGGUACAGGCUCGCCAUGGUGCUGGACGGCGGCAAAGUUCGGCUUUCGGUCGGACUACCUCUCAAAAUGGAGGCUUCCAGUAUGGUAUGGUGGAUGGCGUUGGCACCGGUCGAACGCAGAAAGCCUCUGGUGCAGCUUCCAAAGCUCCCGUCAAAGCCGGAGCUGCUGCGUACAGUGGAGCGGUUUCUGAAGAUGAGGAAGAACAGGAAGAGGAGGAUAACGAGAAAUAUUGUUUCUGCCAGCAAGGAUCUUAUGGUCAGAUGGUGGCUUGUGAUAAUGAAGAUUGCGAACGAGAAUGGUUCCAUAUGGAGUGUGUCGGUCUAAGAGCACCUCCAGAAGGUACUUGGUACUGCGAAGCAUGCCGUGAAAAAAUUGGAAACUAAAUAAGAAAUUGACUAGAUUUCAGAACAGCAUCAUUUCAUUCAGUUUUGCAUUGCGAUUGCACAACUCUGUUUUACUACUAGAUAAUUUUUCAUGUACUAAUAAUAAUUUUCUG